AUGGAAAUAUUCGGUCGUCAACCGGUUCUCAGUCGUAAUUCAAAAUCCUAUAUAAAGCUCGGUUGGGUUCGAAGUGUCAGAGAUGCGGAGCCGUUGGACACUGAAGAGUCCAUAAGGAGAUACGUGAGAUGUCAGAUUUUCUGUCUGUUAGGGUCGACUCUAUUCACAGAUAAGUCGACCGCAUAUGCCCAUGCGAAGUAUCUACCAUUGCUUCGCGAUUUCGAGCGGAUCCAUACUUAUAGUUGGGGUUCAGCAUGUCUGGCUCAUCUUUACCGAGCACUAUGCCGUGCAUCACGAUAUGAUACGAAGGAGAUGGAUGGUCCUCUUAACCUGUUGUUUGUUUGGGCAUGGGAGCGAAUGCCGUGUAUUUCGCCCGUACCGAGGCAUAUCCUUCCACCUGCUGAGAUACCAGUUGCCAUGAGGUGGAGUCAUGCGGAGCGGAGUACAGCGUGGUUGGAGAAGACUGUUGUGACAUUUAGGGUUGAUAUAGACUACAUGCAGGAGGUAACUAUUUAUGGUUUUAAUGAAUGCUAG
This is a messenger RNA of Arachis duranensis, 534 nucleotides long. Its product is annotated as serine/threonine-protein phosphatase 7 long form homolog. The transcript has 2 exons. The record is from RefSeq and is a predicted model, not a curated record. Bases 1 to 534 code for a protein of 177 amino acids. Lineage: Eukaryota; Viridiplantae; Streptophyta; Magnoliopsida; Fabales; Fabaceae.